AUGCCGGUGCUUCAUGAAAUGACUAAUCGCACCGCGACCGAUGAGCUCAGCGACGAGUCCGAUGAGCUCAGCGAUGACUCCGAUGAGGGCAGCGAGACCUCGGAUGGGGAGAUGGAGAGCGGCGAGGUGCGUUCCGAACGGCCCAACGGCGACGACUCCGUGUCCAACGGCUCCAACGAGACGAACGAGACGCAGAGCUUCAGCGACGAGCGUCCGCCGCCGAGGCAGACGACGUGUCCGUGGCAGAUCGUGUCAGGGCAAACUGGCAGAGUUCGGUGGGAACGGGAGGCGUAG
Molecule: messenger RNA, 294 nt
Organism: Durusdinium trenchii
Lineage: Eukaryota; Dinophyceae; Suessiales; Symbiodiniaceae
Source: the annotation of a GenBank genome assembly